AUGAUGUUUCGUAAAAAGAAUAGUAUAUAUAUUUGUUUACUGUUAUUAUUAUUAUUAUUAUUAUUUUAUUUUGUUUAUUUAGGUGAUUUUUUAUAUAUUUUGUUGUUUUUAAUUUGUUUAUUAAAAAUAAAUAUAUGCCAACAAGAAGAACGAAUCGAAGUUUUAGAAAAACGAAUAAAAGAUUUAGAAGCUCGACAACAACAAUAUCCAGAAGUGAAAUUUUUAACAUAUAAAGAUCGUAAACGAAUUUUAGUUACGGGUGGAGCUGGUUUCGUCGGUUCACAUCUUGUUGAUCGAUUAAUGCUUCAAGGUCAUGAAAUAAUUGUUGCUGAUAAUUUUUUUACUGGUCGUAAACGAAAUAUUGAACAUUGGAUUGGUCAUGAAAAUUUUGAAUUAAUUAAUCAUGAUAUUGUUCAUCCACUUUUUAUUGAAGUUGAUCAAAUAUAUCAUUUAGCUUCACCAGCAUCACCACCACAUUAUAUGUAUAAUCCGGUUAAAACAAUUAAAGUUAAUUCAAUUGGAACUAUUAAUAUGUUGGGUUUGGCACGUCGUGUUCGUGCUCGACUUUUAUUUGCUUCAACAAGUGAAGUUUAUGGUGAUCCAGAAGUUCAUCCACAAAAAGAAUCCUAUUAUGGUAAUGUUAAUUCAUUUGGACCACGAGCAUGUUAUGAUGAAUCAAAACGAGUUGCUGAAGCUAUGUGUUAUGCAUAUGCUCAACAAGAACAUAUUUCUAUUCGUAUAGCUCGAAUAUUUAAUACAUAUGGUCCACGAAUGCAUAUGAAUGAUGGACGUGUUGUUAGUAAUUUUGUUUUACAAGCACUUCAGAAUGAAUCAAUUACUAUUUACGGAAAUGGAAAACAAACUCGUUCAUUUCAAUAUGUUAGUGAUCUUAUUGAUGGUCUUAUUGCUUUAAUGAAUAGUAAUUAUUCGAUGCCAAUGAACAUAGGCAAUCCAGAUGAAUAUACAAUUGAAAAUUUUGCAUUAAAAAUAAAAAAUCUUGUUGGUAUUGUUGAAACUCCAUUACCUGCUUUUUAUAAACAAAUGACUGAACGUCCAACAACAGGUGAUUUUGGUUAUAAUCCAACAUUAGGUCUUGUACCUCAACUUUCACUACCUGAUAAUUUACCUGAACUUGAUAAUUACGCAACCUUUGAUGAUAAUACUGCUAUCGAUUGGACUGGACAACAAAUGACAUCUAUUGCACCUUCAUUCGUUAUUUCGAUGUUACCAGAUAUUAAAGAUCUAACAUCAAUAACAACAACAACGACUGUGUCUCCAGUUGAACAUCCAAAAACAACUGUAUCUGCUCCUCCACCGGUUGAUAUACCGGCGAUCAUACCUCUUACAUCUGUUUCAAAUUCUGUUCCUCCUCCAGCUGUACCACUACCACCAACUGCUCCACCAUUACCUUCGGCAGUUCCUUCAGUUUUGAUACCAUCAGCAACUGUUAAUGAAUCACAAACAUCGACUAAUAAUGAAAUUAAUGAUAAUGAUAACGAUGAUGAUGACGGUGGUAAUCCUUUACUUGCACAAAUUCGUAAUUUUUCGAAAACAAGUAAACUUAAAUCAGCAUCAAAAUCAAAUCCAGUUGAUGAAGCACCAUUACCAAGUUCACAUGAACAAGAAAGUAUUAUGGAUAGUUUAAAAAAACGUUUAAUGCAACGACGUGGUUUUAUAACAGGUGAAACAGCAGCAUCAUCGUCAACUUCUGCUGAAAAAACUAUUGCUGCACCACCACCACCACCACCUUCAACUGGUGGUGCAUUUACAGAUGCAAUUGCAGCUAAAGCAAAAGAAAUAGCUGAUGAACAACAACGUCGAAAAGAUGAUUCAGAUAAUGAUGAUGAUGAAGAGAAUUGGGAAUGA
Molecule: messenger RNA, 1866 nt
Organism: Rotaria sp. Silwood2
Lineage: Eukaryota; Metazoa; Rotifera; Eurotatoria; Philodinida; Philodinidae
Source: the annotation of a GenBank genome assembly